GACUUAAACUUCGAUUAGUCUUAUUUAGCACAGAUAUGAAAUUAGUUACGCUUACUUCACUCAAUCAUACACUCUAAUUUAACAGACAAAAAUUAACGUAAGGCAAAAAUCAAUACGAAAAUGGAUGAUGAAGACGAUGCGGAUGUGUUGCCACCGGCGAAUCUAAACACUUUUGCCAUACCCAAUGAGCCGGACCUGCUGGUGGAAUAUGAGCUAUACAAUCCUUCGAUGGCCACGCGACGGCUGUACAGCGAGCGCAAACGUCUGAUCUACACGGAGGCAUUCAUCGAGAAGGAACGCCUGGGCACUUUGUCUGAUCUUUCUGUGCGAGCGCUGGCUAAACUGGGCUGUCGCUAUAUUCCCCCGGUAGUAAGACAGGAUCCAUUAAAGAUGCGCAUUUUCUACGAUGCCUUGGACGUUAAUAUGCCGCUGCAGGAUUGUUACUUCGUAGAAGACUUGCGAUUCUGGCGUCGUGUAGUGCUCGCAAAGAGCUCGAACAAGGCACUGUCCCUCAAGAAGAUUGACGAAUAUGACUGGAAAGGCGCAGGCGUGAGCCUCAAGUAUGUAGAACUGGUCGAAGCUUGUCCGGCCGCCUAUUGGCCGGAGGUGAAGAUGGCAAAGCUGGGCCAAUUAGUGCAGCCUUUUGUGCGAACUCUUCACAUCAAACAUUUGCAAUCACUUACAGACGAUGCCUUUCUACACUUCGUCGAAAGCGAAUCGGAGCUGGAUGUGACAUCCGACGAGGGUGGCUUAUCCGAUAUAUCCAGCGACGAGAGGGACACAUCGGAGAGCGGCGAGGAGGAGGGAGAAGAGGAGGAGGAGGCGGCAGCGGCAGCGGCAGCGGCGCUGCUAGAGCAACCACCUAAAAAAAAGCAUGAAGAUCCCACAGUGCACAUCGCUGAAGCCGUUAAGCUGGAUGAAAAGCAAUCAAAAAACUUGGAUUCUGAAUCUGAUAUGCGGAAAACAAAGUCGGUUACGGAGUUGGAUAUAAAGCGACGACAAGCGCGCGCGGCACGUAACGCGGCACGGCAGCAGCUACGCGAGUUGCGCGCGGAGGCGAUGGCCGAGCACGAACGUCGCAAACGACAACGCGUGCUUUUACGAAGAAAGCCCGACCCGCCGCCAAAGUCUAAAAAGAAAAAGAAGAAGGUCAAACAACCCGUCGAUGAUAUUUUCAAUAUGGAUGUGCCCCCAGAGCCGGAAGAUGGCGAGGACAAAAAGGCGGAUGGACGAAACAAGGAGAAGCUGCUGCGACGCUUUAAGCGCUAUGAUUAUCCAGCCAAGCAUUGCCAUCACAUUAAUCUCAGCUUUGUGCGCUUUUUCAUACAUCUCGUCUCGCUGACCAUAGAGUUUCUCGGCCCCGAGAUGGAUCGCACCUACCAUAAGCGACAUAUGAAUUUCUCCUACGAUGACAUGGUCUAUCUGAGCAAGGGUCUGCAACAGUUGCCACAGCUAAAAAUAUUUCGCUUGAGGAACAGUCGGAUGGAUCACAUUAAGCUGUUGAUAUUGGCGCGAGUGCUCAAACAGCUGGAUUCGCUGGAAGUCCUGGACUUUGGGUACGAUCAGCUCAAUGAUAAUUGUAAUGUGGCGCUCGAAAUGCUACUAGAACGGCCGCGUAUGCUCAAGGCGCUCGAGCUAGAGUACAAUAGGCUAGAGCGGACUAGUCUAGUGGCUAUUGGCCAAGCGCUCAAGUAUAAUGCAAUUGGGUAUCCCGAUGGCAGUCCUUUGGAGUACUUGGGCUUAGCUCACAAUCCAAUCAGCGAUGUUGGGCUGUCCUUGCUCGUCGGUGACAUCAUUGGUACCAAGCAUGUACAGGAACUGAAUAUUAAUGGCAUUGAGACUAGUUCGACCCGGUUAGCAACCAUCCUUAGCAGUCUGUUACGCAAUCAUACGCCGUUGCGUAGUGUGGAUAUGGCGGCCACUAAGCUUAAUUCGAGUACGGGAAAUGUCCUGAUCUGCGCUCUACAGACGAAUCAUAAGGUUAUUCAUUUCGAUUGCCGCGCCUGCUGUUUGAGUGAGGAACAGGAGUUUGAGGCAGAUAUUAUUGUGCGCCGCAAUAACUUCGAGCUCCAGCAUACGUAUUUGGGGGAUGAGACACAAACGGAGGAGAGCAUGUUGAAGUUCUUAGCCGGACUUCGGCAUCCCAUUUUAACGAAAAUAGAAUACGAAAUGGCGAAGCGUGAUGAGUGUAUUUUGAAUCGUCCAGCCGAAUCGUCCAGUGAGCCGGUCGUUGCUGAGGAGCGAGUAGGCGAAGAGCAGGAGGAAGAAUAUGAUAUUUGGGCCAUGUUUGGUGUCAGGAAGGCAAGUGUCGUCCAACCCGUCGAACAAGAAUCUGUGAUAUCCUCGCAUCACAGCGAACGUUCAUUCGUCUACAACUCGAAUACAUUCAACUUGCAAGAGAUCCGCGAGCAUCUCUAUUUACCGGGUCCCGAGAAUCGAUAUUACUAUUUUCAGAAGCAAAAGGAAAUGUAAAAUAGUACGUUGGUUAUACAGAUUUUAUAUAGGAUAAGGGUAUGCAGACUAUUAUAGUUAGAGAAUUAAGUGAAUAUAAAAUAUGAAGAUUGUAAUGGCAACGGAGAGUAGACAUAGCUUACAGGGUAUAUAGCGAUUCAGAAGUCUUCAUAUUUGUUUUUGAUCCGAGGACUCAUUGUGCUAACAAAAUUGUUCACUCCACUUGGAUUCUAAAUUAAUUAGCUCUACUAAAACUUGUUUGGUAAUUUGAUCAACACAGAGAAAGGGGCGGCCCCUUUCUCUCUGUCUGCUUUCUGAUUACAUCUCAUUGCAAGUACUUGACAGCCCUAAGCAGCUAUGACUAGGCAUUUCUUGCUGGACACACCUGUUGUCGCCAACAAUUUGAACGUGCAGUCAACCAACAUAUUCCGAUGGACUUUCCUUUGAAGUGUGUUUGUCGCACUGUUUCUGAAGAGCUUCCGCUUUUGCUGACAUGCGAAAUCAAUUGAAAAUACAAAUAUUCAAGUACAAUAAUAAAUAAUAAAUAAUUAUAAUAAUAGUAGUAGUAGUCGAGCAGGAACCGCUAACAAACACCCACAAGCGACGCUUGCCCAAGUUCGUGUGAAUUUAUUGCUUAAUC
Messenger RNA from Drosophila hydei, 3091 nucleotides. RefSeq lists its product as uncharacterized. Gene Ontology annotation, molecular function: small GTPase binding; GTPase activator activity. The record is from RefSeq and is a predicted model, not a curated record. The transcript has 3 exons. Bases 121 to 2472 code for a protein of 783 amino acids. Gene Ontology annotation, biological process: activation of GTPase activity; nucleocytoplasmic transport. Lineage: Eukaryota; Metazoa; Arthropoda; Insecta; Diptera; Drosophilidae. Gene Ontology annotation, cellular component: nucleus; perinuclear region of cytoplasm; cytosol.